AAAUCCUCUCCAAAUCACCCUCGUGUCGAGAGGAAAUCGAAAUGCGCGAUGGAGAUGGAUAUUUCCAGAGCAGGCACCGAACCAUUGGUGGUCAAAUUCUACCGACAAUAUAUGCAGCAGAUCAACGAUGUGACAUAUCCGUCCGGAACCCUCCUGGUGAACCAGGACGUCCAGGAUAUUUUGUACAAGUAUUUCUUUGAUGCUUCUCAAAACAAAUAUCUCCCGCCUUCACGGUACCAGGCUAGAAUUUUGAAACACAUAAUCCAGGAGAUCGAGAAAUCAUGCAAAGAUCCAGAAGAAGAUCAAGUCUCCGAUCAUCUCAUGGAGCACAUGGCCUACCUGUCCAUCAUCCCCCAGCAACCUGACACCGACGAGGCCCAACAACUACAGGUCCAUUCUUAUUUCCCACCACUCCCUCUCGACGCGCCUGGUGUCAAGCCAGUCCUCAUCAAAGAAGCCCAGAACCUGCUAUCCAAGGGCAACAACGUCGGUCUUCGGACGUGGGAAGCCGCGCUGCAUCUGGCAUGGUACCUAGCCACCCAACGACCCGACCUUGUCAAAGACCGGGACGUCCUCGAACUAGGCGCAGGCACAGGCUUUCUCUCCCUUCUCUGCGCCGGACACCUAGCCGCCUCUCAUGUCCUAGCCACCGACGGUCUCGGACACGUCUGCGAGGGUCUCGAAUCCAACGUCGACCUCAAUGUGUCCAAUGACACACUCGGUGGCCAUACACUACCCGCAGUCCGCCAACUCGACUGGACAGACCGUCCCGAAAUCGACCAACUGCUCGACGACACCAAGCAAGCUGGAAGACAAUACGAUCUGAUCAUCGGGGCCGACAUAACGUACCACCCUGAUAUUCUCCGACCUUUAGCCGAAUUACUCAGCCUCCUGAAAGACACGUUCCUGAAGACCGCCAUUCUCAUUUCCGCGACGAUCCGAAGCGACACGUUCGCAGAUUUCGUCACAAUAUGUCGCGACGAUUUCGGCUUCAAGGUCACGGAGUUACGCUGCAGAAUACCUCAAGGUCUGCAAUACUGCGGCUUCUUCCACUCGGUCGCCACAGAGAUCAAGAUCGUGUCCCUAGAGCGGUGAUACAUCCCAACGCAGAGCACGAGGCACCAAUGUGGAUCGAGAAUUGUCCUAGUAAUGUUGACAACUGGCGCUGUUUCCCUCAACGCGGUCCGAGAAACAUGUAUGCGUACAAGUACGCAGCCUAGCAAUCAGUGACGAAGUCACAGAUCGCACCACUCAUAAAAGCACAAGAGGAUGUUAACGCCCCGAAAAGGGCGAACACUUCGCAUACUUAAAAGUUCCAUGACCUGGCCAUCCAGGAAUUGUAGGUGAAACCUACUUACCGGAAGUGGUUUCUGGUGAGGAAGAAACUACUUCAAAAGGACCCUGGUGAACCCAAAGAGGGAACACUGGCCAUGAGGUGGAGGGCACUGAGGCAGUCAAUGGAAGCUUUUAUGAUGUGUCUACACCCAGGAGUAGCCAGGAUGAGGUUCAUAAUUAUAUUAAUAUCGAACAACUGUACAUUCAUUCG
Exophiala viscosa is the source of this 1546-nucleotide messenger RNA. RefSeq names its product putative methyltransferase-domain-containing protein. The record is from RefSeq and is a predicted model, not a curated record. The coding region runs from base 49 to 1095 and encodes 348 amino acids. Lineage: Eukaryota; Fungi; Ascomycota; Eurotiomycetes; Chaetothyriales; Herpotrichiellaceae. The transcript has 2 exons.